AUGGGCCCGCUUACUGACCAAAAGAUACCCGCUCGAGGAAUUAAAGGCUAUGUGAAGUGCACAGUGAGCGUGGUGAUGAAAGGAGACCCCAUGGGCAUGGUCAGCUUGGCACCAGCUGGCAGCCAGAAUGAUGACAUUGAAAAGAACCUUCUUCUUCCAAAGAGGAUGCCAUCAGAACGCCCUUGGGCAAAGUUUGUCUUGAAGAUCUUCAAAGCUGAAGGUCUGCCCAGCAUGAACUCGGGUUUCAUGGGGAAGAUAAUGAGAGACAAGAAAGUUUUCCUUGACCCUUAUGUUCAGGUCACAUUCGCUGGCCAGCAGAUCCUUGAUGAUGCCAACAUUGGAGAUGUGGCUGUGGCAACACACUUCCUGGACCUUCUGCAAAUUUCCAAUCCCAAUCGAAAUGGGUUUCAAUCCCACCUUUGCCCUACAUGGGUCAAUCUUUACGGCUCUCCUCAAAACUCCACACUGAGAGACAUCCACAGGAUCUUAAUGAAGGUCUGA
This is a messenger RNA of Puntigrus tetrazona (Sumatra barb), 501 nucleotides long. RefSeq names its product otoferlin-like. The record is from RefSeq and is a predicted model, not a curated record. The transcript has 4 exons. Lineage: Eukaryota; Metazoa; Chordata; Actinopteri; Cypriniformes; Cyprinidae. Gene Ontology annotation, biological process: plasma membrane organization. Bases 1 to 501 code for a protein of 166 amino acids.